Ilex paraguariensis (yerba mate) is the source of this 1110-nucleotide messenger RNA. The record is from the annotation of a GenBank genome assembly. NCBI's taxonomy places the organism in Eukaryota, Viridiplantae, Streptophyta, Magnoliopsida, Aquifoliales, Aquifoliaceae.
CCCUCUACAGCCAUUAAAACAAUCCAUAUAAAUACCACACCCAACUUCAUUUUGAUUCAGUUAAUUUUUUCUUCUCAAUCUUAAAGCUUUUCACAGUUAUAACAAUGGCGGAUGAAGUGAUUCUCUUGGACGUUUUGGUAAGCGCUGUUGGAAUGAGGGUGAGAAUUGCCUUGAGAGAGAAGGGUAUAGAGUUUGACUGGAGAGCAGAGGACUUAAGCAAUAAGAGCCCCCUGCUACUGAAGAUGAACCCUGUUAAUAAGCUAAUCCCAGUUUUGAUCCAUAAUGGGAAACCAGUUUGUGAGUCACUCAUCAUUGUUCAGUACAUUGAUGAGGUCUGGAAGGACAGGACUCCUCUGUUGCCUUCUGAUCCUUAUGAGCGAGCUCAUGCAAGGUUUUGGGCUGACUAUGUGGAUAAGAAGAUAAUCAGCACUGGAAGGCAGGUGGUGUGCACUGCUGAGGGUGAAACCCAAGAAGCUGCAAAGAAAGAACUCAGGCAAUGGUUCAAGACACUGGAAGGAGAGCUUGGAGACAAGCCUUACUUUGGAGGCAAGACCUUUGGCCUUGUGGACAUAGCUCUUAUCCCCUUCUACAGCUGGUUUCCUUCCUUGGAGACCUAUGGCAACUUGAGCAUGGAGGCAGAGUUCCCUAAAAUUGUGGCAUGGGGUAAGAGAUGCUUGAAAAAGGAGAGUGUGUCACAGACCCUACCUGACCAGCGCAAGAUGCAUGACUUCAUCGUGGGUAUCAGAAAGAAAGUUGGGCUUUAGUAAAGCCCUGGAAGAUGGUGGUUUUGUUCCGUCUGUUUCGAGUUUUUUUUUUGUGUCAGAGCAUAUGUAGCCGACUCCAAUUAGUUUGGAUGAAGGUUUCUUGUUGAGCUUAGUGUUUGAAUUUUUGUCUUUGUUACUAGGGGCGCGAUGUUUGUUACAAUAAUGUUCACAUAGGUUGUGAACUCUUGUUCUAAUAAACAUAUGGUGUCUCUUUGCCUUUUAUCUAAUAUAAUGGAUUGAAAUUUGCAUCUGUUUUAUGUAAUAUAAAUAGGGGUAUUCAAAUUUUCGAUUAUCAACAAAUUUUGAUUCUGCUUUAUCUUUUUUGACCUUACUGAUCGGCUAUUCA